This is a messenger RNA of Myotis brandtii (Brandt's bat), 1529 nucleotides long. It is a transcript of the gene NTMT1, whose product is annotated as N-terminal Xaa-Pro-Lys N-methyltransferase 1. Gene Ontology annotation, molecular function: N-terminal protein N-methyltransferase activity. Gene Ontology annotation, cellular component: cytoplasm. Bases 180 to 962 code for a protein of 260 amino acids. The transcript has 5 exons. Lineage: Eukaryota; Metazoa; Chordata; Mammalia; Chiroptera; Vespertilionidae. The record is from RefSeq and is a predicted model, not a curated record.
GCUGCUGUGGGCUGGGAUCUCGGCCCAGAGGACGGGCUGUGUAGGAAGGGGUAGAGAGACACCGCUGGGCCCGAGGCCCUGGGGCAGGGGGCAGAGUCUGGACGUGUAGGAUCGCUGCCCGGGGCCCUGGGAUGAGGCCCUGGGAGGACUAGGCCUCUGGAGCAUCCUGCCAUUCUCCUAUGUCCAACUGCAGACACACAGAUCCGAGGAGAACAGGCCCUGCCCCGCAGGCUUCGAGGAGGAGGAGGAGGCGCCACUGCGGAGUUGCAGCAGACGCAGUUGGAGACAGUAUGACGAGCAAGGUGAUAGAAGACGAGAAGCAAUUCUACUCCAAGGCCAAGACGUACUGGAAGGACGUCCCCCCGACGGUGGACGGCAUGCUCGGGGGGUACGGCCACAUCUCCAGCAUCGACAUCAACAGCUCCCGGAAGUUCCUGCAGAGGUUUCUGAGGGAAGGCCCCAACCAGACGGGGACCUCCUGUGCCCUGGACUGCGGCGCCGGCAUCGGCAGGAUCACCAAGCGGCUGCUCCUGCCGCUCUUCCGGGCGGUGGACAUGGUGGACGUGACAGAGGACUUCCUGGCAAAAGCGAAGACCUACCUGGGUGAGGAGGGCAAGAGGGUGAGGAACUACUUCUGCUGUGGCCUCCAGGACUUCAGCCCGGAGCCCAACUCCUACGACGUCAUCUGGAUCCAGUGGGUGAUAGGCCACCUGACCUAUCUGCACCUGGCCGAGUUUCUGCGGCGCUGCAAGCAGGGCCUGUGCCCCAACGGCAUCAUCGUCAUCAAAGACAACAUGGCCCAGGAGGGCGUGAUCCUGGACGAUGUGGACAGCAGCGUGUGCCGGGACCUCGAGGUGGUCCACGGCAUCUUCCGAAGCGCAGGCCUCAGCCUCCUCGCCCAGGAGCAGCAGGAGAACCUCCCCGAUGAGAUCUACCACGUCUACAGCUUGGCCCUGAGAUGAGCAGGGCUGCAGGGCAAGAGGGACCGGCAGGGGCGGACAGCUGGCAGCCAGGUGCCAUCAGAGGCUCAUUCUGAUGGUUCGCAGGAGUUGAGUGAGGCCAGUAAAUGUACCUGCCUGCCAUCCACUGGCCAUACAGGCUCUUUAACCACAGGACCCACCGGGGAGGAGUGCCAUCCAGUGGGCAGUGAGGCAGGCGCCUGGCUCCGCUGCCCUCGGGUGGGGCCUGGGCAGUGCAGGUCUGUGGGGUAUGGCGACCCAGCAGAAGCGGAGACUCCUGGUCUCCAUCACCAGCCACAGGCCUGGCGCCUUAAGAGGAAGAGAACCCUGACCCCGGCUGAGGACACGACCUCCGGGGAGAGGCGCAGCCGCUGUGUCGCAGCUGGUGGCAGGUUCAUGUUCCGAGUCCUCUGGUGAUGGGCCCUGGUGUCCCUAACGUGGUGGUCACAGCAGCCCGCAGCCUGCAGCCGGCAGAGGCCCGCGGCUCACUCUUGGCCGUGCCUUGUGGUUCCUCCUUGGCGGACGUUUUCAGUCAGAAAUAAAGAGGGUGAAUCCCUGUGUUGGAAGGCC